Serinus canaria (Common canary) is the source of this 5447-nucleotide messenger RNA. RefSeq names its product PIF1 5'-to-3' DNA helicase (gene PIF1). The record is from RefSeq and is a predicted model, not a curated record. NCBI's taxonomy places the organism in Eukaryota, Metazoa, Chordata, Aves, Passeriformes, Fringillidae. Gene Ontology annotation, biological process: telomere maintenance; DNA repair. The transcript is spliced from 11 exons. Gene Ontology annotation, molecular function: DNA helicase activity. The coding region runs from base 1 to 1896 and encodes 631 amino acids.
AUGGAGGCGGCGGAGCUGCGCUGCACGGCGGCCGUGGAGCAGCCGCUGCCGGGGGGACUCGCCCCGCGCCGCCGGCUGAUGCGGAACGCGACCGUGCUGCUGGGCCGCAACGAGCUGCGGCAGCCCGUGCUGCGGGUGGCCGGCGGCAGCGGCGCGACGGCGGCGGUGCUGAGCUUCGUGCUGGCCGGUGACGCCGUGAGGCUCUUCACGCGGUUCGCGGGAGAGGGGCGGGCGGCGGUGAGGGUGGGGCCGGACGGGGCCCAGGUGCUGCUGUCCGACUGCCCCCCGGACGCUCUGCGCCGCUUCCUCCGCCUCCUGCGCCUCAAGGUGGCCGCCGGGUCGCGGGACGCGCCGCGCCGUCCCCGCCUGCUGGAGCGGCCGCCGCCGUCCUUCUCCGUCAUCAGCCCGGUGCAGGAGCGGGACCUGCUGGGCGGCCCCGGCCGCCGCCGCCCCGGCCAAGAGCGGGGCGAGUGCCCGGCGGAGGUGCCCCGCGCUGAGAGGCGGCCCCCGGCGAGGCUCUCGGCGGAGCAGGAGGCGGUGCUGGGCGCCGUGCGGAGCGGGAAGAGCAUCUUCUUCACCGGCUCUGCAGGUGAGGGGUCCCGGCCACUCUCAUCGGCUCCCCGGAGAAAGUCCUGGCCAUUGACCUGUCGUUUUUCUCUCGAAGGGACUGGGAAGUCGUUCCUGCUGAAGAGGAUCUUGGGCUCCCUCCCUCCGAACAUCACCUACGCUACAGCCAGCACGGGAGUGGCGGCUUGUCACAUCGGUGGCACUACUCUCCACGCCUUUGCAGGGAUCGGCUCUGGGAAGGCGCCGCUGGAACAGUGCGUUCAGCUGGCAGAGAGGCCAGGGGUGCGCCAGCAUUGGCUGGCCUGCCAGCACUUAAUUAUUGAUGAGAUCUCAAUGGUGGAUGGCAAGUUCUUUGACAAGCUGGAAGCAGUGGCAAGGGCUGUCAGAAAACGGGAUGAGCCUUUUGGAGGAAUCCAGCUAAUUAUCUGUGGGGAUUUCUUACAGCUACCCCCAGUCUGCAAGGCUAAUGAAGAAACCAAGUUCUGCUUCCAGGCAAAAAGCUGGAGGAAAUGCAUCCACAUAAACAUGGAGCUGACUGAAGUGCGGAGACAGACUGACAAGACCUUUGUCUCACUCCUGAGUGCAAUCCGUUUAGGCAGGUGCACAGAGGAGGUAACCAGACAGCUGAUGCAGACAGCUGCUCACAAGUCUGAGCGUGAUGGGAUCCUGGCUACGAGGCUGUGCACCCACAAAGAUGAUGUAGAAAUAACCAAUGAGAGACGCUUGCAGCAGCUUCCAGGAGAAGUGCAUGUGUUUGAGGCUUUGGACAGUGACCCAAUGCUAGUGAAGUUAAUUGAUGCUCAGUGUCCUGUGGGUGGUAGAGUUGAGCUAAAGCUUGGAGCUCAGGUGAUGUUAGCAAAGAAUCUUGAUGUGUCUCAAGGGCUGGUGAAUGGGGCACGAGGUGUUGUUGUGGGGUUUGAAAGUGAACAGAAGGGGCUGCCGAAGGUGAGGUUUCUCUGUGGGGUCACACAGCUCAUAAAAAUGGAGAAAUGGGUCAUCAAAGGACCAUCAGGAGUUCACCUGAGUCGUCAGCAAUUACCUUUAAAAUUGGCAUGGGCCAUUUCCAUUCACAAGAGUCAGGGCAUGUCUUUGGACUGCGUGGAGAUCUCCCUGUCUCGUGUCUUUGAGAGCGGGCAGGCUUACGUAGCCCUGUCCCGAGCCCGAAGCCUCGCGGGGCUCCGUGUUCUGGACUUUGACCCAAAAGCAGUGAAAGCUGAUCCUGCUGUGCUGCAGUUCUACAGGCAGCUGAGGCGUCACCAGCUUCUAGCCCAGGAUUCACUACAUGCCCAUUCAGAGGCUGAUGAGAAGGAAAACUGGAAAUGCAACUGAGAAUGCUCCUCUAGUUUCUGUGAGGUGUCAGCUCAGCCUGCAGAGAUGCAGCAAUCUCGCUGUCUGUUUGAUAACACAGACAAAGUCAAAGGAGAUUUUUUGGAUGUUGGCUUCAUUCAGCUGACUCUGGAUAUGUAGAACUAUCCCCACCUCACAGCUCUGGAAUUUGGAAGGCUUCUGCAGACCCCUUCUAGCCCAAACCUUGAGUACUCCUGUGUCACAAGUGCAACUCUAGCAAACAAAAUGACUGAACAAGGAUGUGCCUGAGGGACAUUUCUACAGUUUUGUCCUGGCUGAGGGACCUUCCUACCAUUCUCUCCUGCCUGCUAAUUGUAUUUUAUUAUCUGCACAUAUAGACCAAGACCUUUCUGUGUGCCUUUCUUCAAGUAUAUCACUGCUGAGAGACAGAAAGUGUGUCCUCUUUGCUUCGAUGGAUUGCUCACAGGAGCUGCUGACACAAGGGAAAGCAGUGCUAAAUAUCUGGAAUACUUGAUUUGCCUGCAAGAGAAGAGCUGUUCUUGCUGCCUGACUCCAGGAGUCUGCAUAACAUCUUCCACAAACAGAACUGUCAGAGUUGCACACUGCCUGUUAUGCUGAUACAUAGCAUUUUUAUUAGUCUGUUGCAUACAAUGAGGUGGUUUUUUUUUUUUAACUUGUUGAAAUUAUCUGGCACUAUUUAAAAAUAGGAGGAAGUCCUACAUCUUAUACCCAUAAUUAUGGAACUAUAAAAACUGUGAAGAUUCAUUACCCCAUGAGCAAGAAGGGGGUCAGAGGAGAUGGGUGCUGGUGGGACCCCUCUUGUUUAAACUCAUGAGGCUCCCAUUCAGAUGGGAGUUUCUCCUGGAAAAAAUGUCUGACUAAUAAGGUGGAACUUGUGUGUGCAAUAGAGUAAUGGCUAAGGACAUGGGAAGUGAGCUGUAACUUCACUCAUUUCAGCAAAAGCAGAGAUGAGCAGAACUAAUGUACUGUCUUCUUAAUAAAGGAGAAGCUUUGGUCUUUGUAUUUUAGCACUUUAAAGUAAUUUGCAUAUUUUAAAAUGCUUUACAUAUGGGAAUAACAUGAAAUAACAUCCAGCUGGAACUUGUCUCUUGCAGGGGAAUUCUCUAAAAAAGCCUUUGCAGAGUAAGCAAGUUGAAGGCUGUUUCUUGGCAGCUGCUCUCCUUAAGGCCAGGAAAGGAUGUUGGCUAGCCAGUGGUCAGCAUAACAGAAAACAGACUUCAAUAGGAUUUCAAAAUGUAUUUUUUGUUUUGUUUUGGGUUUCUUUGUUUGUUUUGUUUGAUUUUUUUUUUUCUGGGCUUGAGAAGGUAGAAUCUUGGAGGGAGCAAAAGUAUAAGACAGAAGUGUGACUAUUAUUCAGAGAGGUUCUGAAUGUAUAUAUACAGGUGGGUGCUGAGUUUGAAACCUGCUAUUUAAACCCUACAAGAAGCAGUCAGGACAAAUCUGAGCUGACAGGCUCUGUCAUGGCUCCCCUUUGGUCAGGAUUAUGAUGAGGCCUUUUUUAAAUGGAAUAAUGCUUCCCUGUACUUGAGCUAAAAAACAUCUUGUCAUACAAUAAAUAUCCCUUUUUCCACAUUCUCCGUCCCAUGUUAAUUUUUUUACAGAGGUUCUAUCUAGAGCUAGAACUCAGUACACUGCCAUGGGAUUAAAAAAAUAGAACAAACCAACACGACCACAACUUAUAAUUUAAGCCUUUAAACAUCUGCCUUAACUGCAGCUAUUAUUAAGUGAAUUAAACUAAGAGUUUGAUUCACAAUUGCUAUUUCUGUUACUACAAAGUACAGCCAUUCUCAUUUCAAAUACAUUAAACCAGAAGAAACUGCUUUAUACCAGCUAAAGCUCCAUUAUACAUUUGUGUUAUUGGAAGCAUAAUUCACAAACAGAGUGUUAUUAAAACCUUACCAGCUUCCAGUUAAAGUCUUUGUAUGGUGAUUUAACACCCUUCCUGUUCUUUAUUGUCAUUUUCAUUAUAAUUAAACAAAUAUAUGUCCUCACAGCCUGUGCCCACAAGUCCUGUGAGCACAGGAAAGGCAGCAAUAGUCCUGUUCAUUCUGGAUGCUGUAAUAAACAAACAUAAGAUUGUGUCCAGGAAUUAGACCUUCAUAUCCAGAAUUGCUCUGAAUAGAUAAAAAAAUGCUGCUCUGAAGUAAUGGAAAUAGAGUACAUUAUUGGUUGUGCUAUGAAUGCUAAUAAUGUCAUUUUUCUUGUAGAUAUUACAAGUUUCUCAUUUUAUAUUAGGCUACUCUGUGACAUGUAAUUGUCUUCUGCUGUUAAAUCUAAGCAGUUCUAUUAUUAGCAUGAGAAAAGACUUAAAUUGCUAGAGAUUGCAUUUAGAUGUGUAAAAUUUCUAUUUUGCUGGUUCCUAUAUAACUAUUUUAGGCUUGUUUCUAUUAAAAAUCAUAAGGUGUUGUAUGGAAUAUUUUAGCUGAGCUACUGACUAGUAUAUAACUUAUGAAAUCUGGUUACAGAGGCAAAAUAAGUUGAUAAGAAGUCCAAGAGUAGUUUUUCACUUAUAAUUAUUGAAUGCUGCACUAUUUGAUUUUUUUUUUCUUUUAAAUUUGUUAUGGUGUUGAUACAGGGACCUGUCAGAUGUGACAAAGAAUGUAUGAGAGCCCUGCUGGGGUGGCAGCUCUGUAGGCACCAACAGCUUCCUAACUGGUACCACAUGUGGGCAACUGGGUUCCAAGGUAACACAUGCGUUACCAAAUUGUUUAUUACAAUAUUUCUGCAAUGACAGCUAUGAUAAAGAUGUCUCUGACAGAAAUUUAAUAUUUUUAAUUAAGACUCUUUUUUUAUUAUAUGGACUUCAUUGGGGUUUUUUUCCCCUCUUAUUUCUCAAAAUAUAGGUUUUUUGUCAACAGACAGGUGAAUGUGUACAGAAACCACACCUUACAUCUACUACUUCUCAAACCACUAGGCUAUAUAUCAGUUUUCUGUAGGACACUUAUUUUUGUUUUUCCAGUUACUAUUAUUCCAAUUACUGAGAAUUACAGGGGGAUUUGCACAGACUUCCAGUUGGAGGUUAGGAGCUGGUCCAGGUCUUUAGAUUUUGGAUUCUCUUGUUUACCAAAAGAUCUGUGUACAACAUAUUUGAAGGGAAUGCUAGACAUUAAAUUAAAAACAUAAGUAAAACUUCAUAAAGUUAUUCCAGUAGCUAAUAAUUCACAAAAACAAGGCAUCACAAAUCUUUUAGUAUUUCCAAGUGAGGGCUGGAAAUUUACAAACUUACUGAAUGUAACAAAUUAAAUACGAAAGACAUUGAUGUGAAUUAAUGAGAAAAACUUGGAUUAAAAAACAACUUCUAAAGGUUGUGAUUUAUCUGGGAAGAGAGUAUGUAGUGACCAGCCAGUUUUUAGGUUGUUCCAUAAGAAAAUUCCAUGUAAGUUGCCUUUGUGUUUAUGUUGGAUUAAUAGGACACCUUAUAAUAAAAUAUUUCACCAUAAUAACACCAGGUCCUUUCAACUGACAUGUGGAAAUACAAAGUAAAUUUUAAAAACAGAUCUUGAACAAUGUACUAGUAAUUCAUUGCCAGAAUGUCAAUGCAUAAUGCAGGG